Messenger RNA from Didymodactylos carnosus, 439 nucleotides. Lineage: Eukaryota; Metazoa; Rotifera; Eurotatoria; Philodinida; Philodinidae. The record is from the annotation of a GenBank genome assembly.
AUGAACGUCGAACUUCUCAUACCUGCAGGCGAGCAGAGACCGUGCUCAACGGUGACCGAAAUACGUGCUACAACAGCAGGACCCAUUAAGCGUAAACGUGACACACGACCAGCGGGUGUCACGGCAUCGAUGAGUCAAAUGUCUCUGUCGAAUCUUCCGAGCAAACGUCAACGUUCGACGACCAUGGGCGAUGUGGCCGAAGAAACAGUAGCGAACAGAUCAGCGUCGGAGAACAAGCCGAAAUAUUUGAAAGUGCCAGAUCAAAUAUUCAAAGAGAUGUUAACUAAAGCAUUUACGGGAACAGAAAACAUCGUUGGAUCACUCGACACACCUACAAAAGUCGAAUUCGUUCGUGCGUACGCUCAUUUCGUUAACAAUGUGUUCUAUCUGAAACUAGAACAGGACUUUUGGCUUUACUAUGAUACUGUAUGUAUGUCAG